AUGGCCGAGAGCGAGGCAGACACGCCGAGCACGCCGAUCGAGUUUGAGAGCAAAUACUUCGAGUUCGACGGAGUGCGGCUGCCGCCCUUCUGCAGAGGGAAGAUGGAGGAGAUCGCCAACUUCUCCCUCAGAAGUAGCGACAUAUGGAUCGUCACCUACCCGAAGUCAGGAACCAGUCUACUUCAGGAGAUCGUGUAUCUGGUGAGUCAGGGAGCAGACCCAGACGAGAUCGGCCUUAUGAACAUCGACGAACAGCUACCUGUCUUGGAGUACCCCCAACCCGGCCUGGACAUCAUACAGGAGCUGACGUCUCCUCGUCUGAUCAAAAGCCAUCUUCCCUAUCGGUUCCUGCCCACAGCCAUGCACAACGGAGAGGCCAAGGUGAUCUACAUGGCUCGUAACCCUAAGGACCUGGUGGUGUCCUACUACCAGUUCCACCGCUCUCUCAGGACCAUGAGCUACCGGGGAACCUUCCAGGAGUUCUGCCGGCGCUUCAUGAAUGACAAGCUGGGAUAUGGUUCUUGGUUUGAACACGUUCAGGAAUUUUGGGAACACCGUAUGGACUCUAAUGUCCUCUUCUUGAAAUAUGAAGACAUGUACAAGGAUCCGGGGAUGUUGGUGGAGCAGUUAGCCCGGUUCCUGGGUGUUUCAUGCGACAAGGCCCAGCUUGAGGGCAUGGUGGAGAGCUGCAACCAGCUCAUUGAGCAGUGCAGCAACUCAGAGGCGCUGUCCAUCUGCAGGGGUCGCGCCGGUCUUUGGAAGGACGUCUUCACGGUGUCGAUGAACGAGAAGUUUGACACCGUGUACAGACAGAAGAUGGGCAAGUCCGACCUGACCUUUGACUUCUGCUUGUGA
Messenger RNA from Anoplopoma fimbria (sablefish), 855 nucleotides. It is a transcript of the gene sult4a1, whose product is annotated as sulfotransferase family 4A, member 1. The coding region runs from base 1 to 855 and encodes 284 amino acids. Gene Ontology annotation, cellular component: cytoplasm. The record is from RefSeq and is a predicted model, not a curated record. Gene Ontology annotation, molecular function: sulfotransferase activity. Gene Ontology annotation, biological process: sulfation. The transcript is spliced from 7 exons. Lineage: Eukaryota; Metazoa; Chordata; Actinopteri; Perciformes; Anoplopomatidae.